Messenger RNA from Dryobates pubescens (Downy woodpecker), 2230 nucleotides. RefSeq names its product ribonucleotide reductase regulatory TP53 inducible subunit M2B (gene RRM2B). Gene Ontology annotation, molecular function: ribonucleoside-diphosphate reductase activity, thioredoxin disulfide as acceptor. The coding region runs from base 1 to 1770 and encodes 589 amino acids. Gene Ontology annotation, cellular component: cytosol. NCBI's taxonomy places the organism in Eukaryota, Metazoa, Chordata, Aves, Piciformes, Picidae. The record is from RefSeq and is a predicted model, not a curated record. Gene Ontology annotation, biological process: deoxyribonucleotide biosynthetic process. The transcript is spliced from 10 exons.
AUGGGCGAGCGCCGGGGGCGCGGGGCCGUGCAGGAGGCAGCCGGGCCCGGCGCGGGUAAGGCUGGGGCCGGCGCGGGUAAGGCUGGGGCCGGCGCGGCGGGGCCCUGCGGGUGUCUCGGGGCUGCAGUCGCCGCCGGCGGAUCGGGGCGGCGUGCCCGGGGACCCGCCCGCUCUCGGGGACCCGCCCGCUCUCGGGCACCGGCGCCGUGCGUGCGCGGGCGGCAGCGCGGCCCCGCCUGCCGCCGCCGGCUCUCCGGCCUUGCGGGCACCUGCCUGGCCGGGGCCCUGCCCGAGCCGCAGCCCGGCGCCGCGGCCUGCGCCACCGCUGAGGUGCCGGCGGCGGCUGCUGCCACCCCGCCGGGCCAGGCCUCGCCUGGGGAAUGCGGGGCUGGCACGGGGGGGUCCCCAGCCCAGCCUGGGGGUCUGCUGACACGGGUCCUGGGGAGCGCACCGGGUGGUCUCUCGCGUCUUUGUCGGCUCGGGCUCGGGAGGGUGGCAGCCUCCGGGCGCCGGGGCCGCGGGGAGCACCGGCAGCGACCGCAGCAGCUGCUGUCACCUCCGGGGCAGAUCUCCUCCUCCUCAGGCGGCAGAAAGGCUGUCUCUUUGGCACGCAGGCCCCGGGUGCUUCCUGGCGCCAGCAGCUGGCCGGGGCUGGCCGGCGUGAGCGGAGCCAGGCGGGCAGGCAGCGCUGUGGGGGCGCAGAUGGAGGGCGAGGGGGCAGGCAGCCCAGGCGCGGGCAGCGAGUCCACCCGAGGAAGGCAGAGCCCCUCUGCCAGUGCUGCUGCGAAUGGGCCGGGCCUGGCCGAGGAGCCCCUGCUCAGGAAGAACCCUCGCCGCUUCGUCAUCUUCCCCAUCCAGUACCCAGACAUAUGGAAGAUGUAUAAACAGGCUCAGGCCUCCUUUUGGACAGCAGAAGAGGUUGAUUUGUCAAAGGACCUUCCUCACUGGGACAAGCUGAAAGCAGAUGAGAAGUACUUCAUCUCUCAUAUUCUGGCAUUUUUUGCAGCCAGUGAUGGAAUUGUAAAUGAAAACCUGGUGGCCCGUUUCAGCCAGGAGGUGCAGAUCCCAGAGGCAAGAUGUUUCUAUGGCUUUCAGAUCCUCAUGGAGAACGUGCACUCAGAGAUGUACAGUCUGCUCAUAGACACCUACAUCAGAGAGCCUGAGAAAAGGGAUUUCUUAUUUAAUGCAAUUGAAACAAUGCCUUGUGUCAAGAAGAAAGCAGACUGGGCUCUGAAGUGGAUUGAAGACAGAGAAUCCACUUUUGGUGAGAGAGUGGUUGCCUUUGCUGCAGUUGAAGGCAUCUUCUUCUCGGGUUCCUUUGCUGCUAUCUUUUGGCUGAAGAAGAGAGGCCUGAUGCCUGGACUGACCUUCUCCAAUGAACUUAUUAGCAGGGAUGAGGGUCUACACUGUGAUUUUGCUUGCCUGAUGUUCCAUUAUCUGGUCAACAGACCAUCAGAAGAGCGAGUCCGUGAGAUCAUCGUCAACGCCGUUGCGAUCGAGCAGGAGUUCCUAACAGAGGCAUUACCUGUAGGUCUGAUUGGAAUCAAUUGCACUUUGAUGAAACAAUACAUUGAAUUUGUGGCAGACCGCUUGCUGAUGGAGCUUGGCUUCUCCAAGGUCUUUUGUGCAGAAAAUCCUUUUGAUUUCAUGGAGAACAUCUCCUUGGAAGGCAAAACAAACUUCUUUGAGAAGCGGGUUUCGGAGUACCAGCGCUUUGCUGUCAUGGCAGAAACCAUGGACAAUGUCUUCACCCUGGAUGCAGAUUUUUGACCACUUGGCAGAUGAACAGACUGUUCCCCACUUCCCCAUCUUGCUUUCUACUCUGAAGUUGUCUUCAUUUCCUCUGCUGGAACUGGAGCCUGCUGGGUUUGUUGUUUGGUUGUUGGUUUUUGUUCCUGAGAAGUAAAGAUAAUUCUUUUUGUGUCAUUUAACAACGAAAAGGAGAAGGAUCCUUUAAAGAAAAAAUAACAACUGUAAGACUUUUGCAAAGGAUGGCCUUUUUAAGAUGCCCUGUCUUCAACCAGGACCUGGAUACUGCUACUUUUUUAAGCCUUUUUAAGAGAGCAAACUGUGUGUUUACCUCGUGUUAGGGUGUUUGAACCUGCAGACCAGGCAAGGCCUCCCUCUCUGUGUAUAUGUUGCUAUAAAUUAUUUUCAUGGUUUCUGUUUUCAGGGGUAGAGAUUUGGUCUUGAGUAAAAGCUCGUCCCAUUUAUCCUGCUGCAGGUUGAA